UCUGUCCUGACUUCCAACCGAAAGGUAUGCAGGAGCAUCCUAGUUCUUUUCGUAGUGUGGACUUUUCGUGUUACUCUUUGACCGUAAAUAUUAAUAUUGAUGAAGCUGUUCAACCGCCAUCUGUUUUCUUUUCAUCCAUAGUGUGCUGUAAUGUUUUUGAUCCCCAAUUGUUUGUAUUCCUUAUUACAGAAUGGAUGACGGAGAGGACAACGAAAAACCAAGGAAACCGACAACACAUGAUGAGCGAGGUGCAGCUGACCUGGAACGUGUUACUGAUUAUUUCGAAGAAAAAGAGCUCAGUGUUGGACUAGACGCAGUUAAAGCUGUAUCAGAUACUGCUGGUGAUGCCGUGGCCGCUGACAAAGCUCAAAAACAGAAACAAAUGCUUAAGGUUAAGGUCAGAAAUGAAGACAUAGCCUUGAUCUGCCAAGAGAUGGAGGUUAGUAAGCUGAUGGCCGAACGUCACCUCAAAGAACACCAAGGUGAUCUCUACGAGACCUUAGUUGACCUGUGCAGAUAA
This is a messenger RNA of Trichobilharzia szidati, 520 nucleotides long. The record is from the annotation of a GenBank genome assembly. Lineage: Eukaryota; Metazoa; Platyhelminthes; Trematoda; Strigeidida; Schistosomatidae.